Malus domestica (apple) is the source of this 3228-nucleotide messenger RNA. The record is from RefSeq and is a predicted model, not a curated record. NCBI's taxonomy places the organism in Eukaryota, Viridiplantae, Streptophyta, Magnoliopsida, Rosales, Rosaceae.
AUGUCUGGAAGAAUAGGGGUAGCUAGCAAUGCCACUGGAACUAAACAUGCCGAUUUGCCUGCAUCUGUUGCAGUCGUUGAUCUGAAUAGUUUGGUGUUACAAGAUGUUCCCACCAUUUAUAACAAUGAAUACAGCAAUGCUUCAAGCUCUUUGCUAUUUUUAAACAGUGGAAGCAACCCUUCCCACACAUUUGCAUCAAAUUUUGAACGAAAUUUUCCCUCCAAUGAUGAUUCUGCCUCACCUUUGGAAGCUGGGACAAGUUCUCAACCAAUUUCUGUACCUGUUUGUCUUGCUGAUCGUGCUACUCUACACUAUCUAUUAGCCAGAGAUACUCAAAGUGUUAAUUCUGUUGCAAAUUCGCUCAUCACUGGACAAGCAGCUUAUCAGAAAAAAAGAAAAAGUAUGCAAUCUUCCAAUGUGACUUUCUUUGCAUUCUCUCUUGCUGGAAUUGAUCCAGAAUAUGUUGAUUUUGGAUUAAGAGAUUGCCAAUGUCAAUACUGCAAUGCUCUGUUUUGGCCUGCAGAGCAAACAAAGAAGCAUGCUAAGCAUACUUCCUCUGUUUCAACCCCGCAAUUUACUGCGUAUCAUAUAAUUCAAUCAAUAAUGGCAUUAACUUCAAUGGGGGCCAAAGUUGAUCCGUCUAUCAACAAGCGUCGGGGUCCAUAUGUUUUUAAGAUUAACGGUCAGAUUGUUGGUGACCUCAUCAAAAUGCUGGAUGAGUGUAAUGAAGUUGUUAAGCUUUUUAGGCUCGCCAGGGAUAGGAUUAAUGAAGGGUCCAUAAUUGGGGAUAUCGGCCAAUUUCACACCGAAAGAGAUAUUGUUGUGGAGCAUAAGACUGAUGGCCUGCAGAGAAUCACAAAGUUACAUCCUAAGUACAUGGCACUUCAAUAUCCUCUUCUUCUCCCAUACGGUGAAGAUGGUUAUAGGAAAGGUCUCCCUUGGAAUCCCAAUUUUAGGGGGAGAAAACCAAAGGAUGGCAGCAGCGGGGUAUCCAUGAGAGCAUUUUUUGGUUAUCAAAUUCAGGAUAGACCAGGCCAUACUGACACCCUGUUAAAAGGUGGGAGAUUGUUUCAACAAUACUUGGUUGAUGCAUAUGCGACACUUGAAGAAGACAGGUUAGAUUUCAUUAGAGCAAAUCAAGAUUCUUUGAGAACAGAAUGUCUUAAAGGAAUUCAUGAAGCACUUAAAGCAGGAAAUGCAGCUGGUUCUGCUGUUGGCAAGAGGGUUAUUCUGCCAACUUCGUUUACAGGUAGUGCUAGAUAUAUGAUAAAUAAUUAUCAGGAUGCCAUGGCUAUAUGUCGUCAGUUUGGAAAUCCUGAUUUAUUUAUCACUUUUACCUGUAAUGCUAAAUGGCCUGAAAUUAUUGAAGAUCUGCGUGAUAAACCUGGUUGUAAAGCUGAAGAUAGACCAGAUCUAAUUUCUAGAAUUUUUAAGGCAAAACUUGACCAUAUGAUUAAAUACCUCAAAUCAGGAAAACCUUUUGGCGACGUCGAAUCUGUCCUUUACACAGUGGAGUUCCAGAAAAGAGGUCUUCCUCAUUGUCAUAUCUUACUUUGGGUCAAAAAGCAUUAUAAGUGUCAUUCUCCUUAUGAUGUUGAUUCUAUAAUUUCGGCUGAGAUUCCUGAUCAAAGAUGUGACAAGGCUGGGUAUGAUGCAGUUUCACAAUACAUGAUACACGGUCCAUGUGGUGCUGCAAAUAAAUUUUCACCUUGCAUGAAAGAAAACAAGUGUUCAAAAAAAUUUCCUAAAUCUUUCACAAGUGAAACCACUUUUUCUGACGAGGGUUUUGUUAAGUAUAAGCGUCGAGAUAUAGAAAAUCUUUUUGUUCAAAAAAAUGGAAUCAAGCUUGAUAAUGCAUUUGUCGUCCCUUACAACCGUGAGCUAUUAUUGAAGUAUCAAGCACAUAUAAAUGUUGAAUCAUGUUGUCAAUCGAUGCUUAUUAAAUAUCUUUUUAAGUACAUAACUAAAGGUGCUGAUCGAGCUAGAGCUGUUUUCGAGGAUGAAGAGUUUGAUGAGAUUGUGGCUUAUCUAAACUGUAGAUACUUAUGCCCUUACGAAGCAGUUUGGAGAUUGUUACAGUUUCACAUUCAUUUUAGAGAACCAUCGGUUCAGAGAUUGUCUGUGCACCUUCCAUCUGACCAAAAUGUGGUUUUCAAAGAGACUGAUGAUCUCAACCAUGUUGUUAACAACCCUAAUCUUGAAAGCACAAUGUUAACACAAUGGUUUCAAACCAAUGUUGAAGACCCUGAUGCACGCAGCUUUGGAUUUGACCAUCUGAGGACCGUCAAUGCUGUUCUUCAACCCACAUUUCAAGCUGCAUGCACCUCUCUUGGUUUAUUAGGUGAUGAUAGGGAAUGGAAUAACGCUAUGUUAGAAGCUGUUCUCACUGCAUCAUCCUCUCAACUUAGGCAAUUGUUUGUCACAUUGGUUCUCUUUUGUGAUGUUGCUGAUCCAUCAGCUUUGUUUGAAACGCAUUGGAAGACGAUGUGUGAUGACAUUGUGAAAAAUAUGAUGAAUGCUUUUGGCUUGCAAAAUGUUUCUAAAUACCAAGAUGAAGUUAGAAAUUUACUUUUGUACGAGUUAGAAAAACUGUUUGUUGCUGCAAAUAGUUCUUUGUUGAAGCAUCACUUACCGCAACCAAGCAAUUUGAUGAUGGAUAGGCUUGCAAAUCGCAGUUUGAGAGAAGAGUUAGAUUAUGAUGUGGACAAGAUGAAACAUGAGCACUCGCUCUUAAUCAGCCAGUUAAAUACAGAGCAACAAUAUGUUUAUAACAGUGUCAUGGAAACAAUUGACAACAAUAGAUCCGGCCUAUUUUUUUUGUGCAUGGUCAUGGUGGCACAGAUACCCGAACAAUUCCUUAUUCGUUUUGAUGAAGAUCCCAUCAAAGCCAUGGUUUCAGCUGUGUAUACGGAUUUCAUGACAAAUUUUCAAGAUGUCCCGUAUUUGAAAGAGAGAGCUAUUGUGACACCACGUAAUGAUACAGCUGCUGGAAUAAAUGAUUUUCUGUUGGGUAUGAUUGAUGGAGAUGAUGCCGCUUCAUUUUCCAAGACCAUACUAGCCAGCAAACAAGCUCCAAAUCAGGGUUUGCAGGAAAAGCAAGAAAUUACAAUUGAAAAAGCCAAGUGUAAUAAGCAGAAAUGUAUCACCAUUGUGAAAGCACUGCAGCUUUUUGGUGAGCUAUCUGUUGUAUUAUAUCCUUUGUCUUUCUAUUUGCAAACUUUUAUUUAA